AAGAAAAAAGUGGCAAAUGGAGAGUGGCGUCGUCCUCUCCACAAAACCCAGUAGCUGCUUCAUCUCCUCCUCCAUUCCUCAGUUUCAGUCAUGGCAUCCCACGGCCUCUAAUCUUCUACCUCACAGCUCACUUGUCACCGUCAGGUAUCGCCGUUGGGACUCGAACGCCGAAUCCCCUCGCUCCCGAAGAUUCGACUUCAAUUUUCGAGACCGAAGCGACGCCGAAGAAGAUGAUUAUGAUGAAUAUUCUAGAAGCAGGGAAAAGAAGCGGUGGUGGUGGUCGGUUGAGGGAGAAGAAGAAGACGAAGAAGAAGAUAUAGAAGGGCCUGGGAUUCUGGAGGCAGCUCUUGAUAGUGUCUGGAUUUUCAAGGUGUUCAAAUCCUUUGGUUGGAUGCUCCCUCCCAUUAUCAUAUCCACACUGCUAGCCAGUGGUCCGAAAGCUUUCCUGAUGGCAUUAGCAAUCCCGCUUGGGCAGUCAGCAUUGUCUCUUAUAUUUGAGAAAUUGUGGGGAAGGACAAAAGGCAGGUCAAAACGGAAGGCCAGGAUGAGGAGAAAACCAUUUGCAAAACCUGAGAGCAAUGUUGACACGGAGGAGGAAAAUGAAGAAGAACAAGAAAGCCCGGAGGCUGGAAAAGGGAAGAUGGGGUACCAAUCUUGGGCUGUUGGUAAUGAGGGCCCAGUAGAUAAUGAGAGAGCACAGGGUGCAGCAAGUUUUGGUGGAUGGGAUGACUUGGAUAGAGCAGCAACAACUCGAGGACCCUCACAAGGGAUGGGUCGUAAUCCUCGAAGGACUAAAGCGGAGAAGAGCAAGUUGAGUAGGAGGGGGAGAAGUGAGACACCAUUGCUAUUGAGAUUGUUAAUAGCUGUUUUCCCAAUUUUAGGUUCUUGGACUAGGAUGCUCUAAGACGGACAAAACAGUGUAGCACCCGUCAAAUAUUUUUGAUUGCUGUUUUGUGAUAUUUAGGUUCUUGACUAAGUGUCCAAGUGAUUUUCACCCAGUCAAGAGAAAAGUUAAACCGUGACACACAUGACAUGAACUGCUGUGGCCAGGUCUCCAGACUUGAAUGCGAUAUUUGUCCCAAGUUCUUACAUGACCACCUCUUAUUUGAAGUUUAAUCAGUUUAAUCGAAAUGAGUGACUUGGAAGAGCCACUGUGCAAUUAUGCUGCUGAUUAGUUGGUCGCGUGUACUUUCAUUGGGAUGAAUGGACUGUUUCAAGGUUUGCUGUCUUCUUUUUUUCACCUCAAAUGUUGAUGAUUCAAUGUUUUCACCACUGAUACAUUUUGGUUGCAUAAAGUUGUGGAAGUGAUACUCAAGCUAGUUACUUGUAGGUUGUAACAUAUAUUGUUUAUAUACAGUAUUUGAUAUGUAGGGGCUACUCGUUUACUCAA
Molecule: messenger RNA, 1390 nt
Organism: Tripterygium wilfordii
Lineage: Eukaryota; Viridiplantae; Streptophyta; Magnoliopsida; Celastrales; Celastraceae
Exons: 2
Coding region: 17-904 (295 amino acids)
Source: RefSeq, a predicted model, not a curated record